AUGGAUAAUAUUGUUAAUGAUCUAGAAGCUGGUGUAUCCUCAAACAUUCCACGUAAUUCAAAUAAAAAAAUGCGAAAACGUAAACAACUUAAUAAUUUAUUAAAAUUUCGUUUAACAAAAACAAAUUCCAAUGAUAUUCUUCGAAGUUCUGAAGAUGAAUUAUUUUUACCACAACAAAAAUUAUCAAUAACAAAAUCACGUACAUCUCGAUAUCGUUUCUGUUGGAAAUAUUUUCAAUAUAUUUCUUGUUUUACUCUUCUUUGUUUAUUUCUAUUUGUUUGUGUUGGGUUAAUUUCUUCAAAUAUUAAAUUAAAAAAUGAAAUUCAACAUCUUUCAUCACGUAUUACUGAAAUCGAAAAGAAAUCUUCGGAUUUAGACUUAAAUAAUAUUUUAUCAACUAUUGAACAAAUUAAAAUUCGAUUAAAUUUUCUUGAACAUUUGAAUUUUUCAUUAAUUAAUGAUAAUAAUGUUAUUUCAUCUAAAAGUCGACUUAUUGAACGUAGAUUAAUAACAUCUCCUAAACAAACUAAUAAAUUAUAUGUAAAAAAUCAACAAUUGGAAAAUAUGAUUAAUAAAACUUUUGUUGAAGUGUAUGAUCAAUUAAAUUCUCUACGAAAUGAUGUUCUUAAUUUCAAUCAAACUAUUAAAAUACAACAAUUAACAACAUAUGUAGACGAAUUAACCCAGUUUUUUCAUAACUCAUCUGAUAAAACAACCGUUGUUCUCAAUAAAUUCCAGUCUGAUCUUGAUAAAUUACGAGGAAAAAUAGAUGAAUGCAAAUGUUCAAAAGAACUCAUUCAUUUGAAAUCAACAGUUGUUAAUAGUGAUCAAUUACAACAAAGUAUUGUUACAAAAGAUAACCUGAUCAGUUCUUCUUCUUCUUCGACGAAAAGCAUCUCAACAAAUUCUAAAACAUGUAAAUUGAUGUCAAAACGUCGACAGUUAUUUGUUGGUGUACUUGAUAAACAGAUAUGGACGAAUGAAAAACUAUGUGCUUAUUUUAAUAAACAUGCUACUAGAAAUGAUGAUCAAUAUGUCGUACAUUGUGAAAUAAUGGAAUAUAAUGAUGCAAGAUUUGAUGGCAAAUCAUUUGCAUUUAUAACAUUUACUGACGAAGCUUGUGUUAAUUAUUGUAUGGAAAAAAGAGCUGAAUUUUAUGAUGAAUAUGGAAUCACACUUAAACGUUUAUUACCAGAUAAUGUUACUAAAUGUGAAAGACUUAUGUCAACACCAGAUAUUGUUAUUCGUAUAAGUUUACCAGAUCCAUUAUUUAAUAAUGCAAAUAUUCGUUCAUAUUUUGGUGAAUAUGGAAAAGUUAUGGAGACAAAAAUGCUUGACGAAGAAGGUACUGCUGGUAUAUGUCUGAUAACAUUUGAAGAGUUUGAUUCAUCGGAUCGUGUUCUUCUUGAUGCACCACAUUAUUUAAAUGGAAAAAUACUUUCAAUUCAUAAAUAUACAUCACCAGAAUAUGUAUGUAGUUUAUCACAAUAUCGUCUAAUUGAUGAAACAAAUGUUCAUCAAGUCAGACGAUGGUAUCCAAUAUUUCGAAAUUUAACAGAAUUUAUGCGUCCAAUACAUAUAUUAUAUAAAACUCAAUUUGCUUUAGCUAAAUAUAAUCUUAAUAAACAAAUUUUAACAAGUCGAGAACAUUUAAAUAAAACAAAAGAAAAUCUUGCAGAAUUUGAAAAUAAAUGUAAUGAUAUUAAACAAGAUUUUAUUCAAUUAUGUAAACUUAAUCGAGAUUUAAAUAAACGAGUUGAAGAUAUUGAAGUAAAGAAUAAAAAAAUUCAAAUUGAGUAUGAAAAUCAAAUUGAAGAACAAAUUAAAAAAAAUCAAUUAUUACAAGAUGCUAUUAUGUGCUUACAAAAUAAUUCUUCAUUAUAG
Molecule: messenger RNA, 1884 nt
Organism: Adineta steineri
Lineage: Eukaryota; Metazoa; Rotifera; Eurotatoria; Adinetida; Adinetidae
Source: the annotation of a GenBank genome assembly